Molecule: messenger RNA, 5090 nt
Organism: Mustela erminea (ermine)
Lineage: Eukaryota; Metazoa; Chordata; Mammalia; Carnivora; Mustelidae
Gene: AKNA
Product: AT-hook transcription factor
Exons: 22
Coding region: 335-4678 (1447 amino acids)
Biological process (GO): epithelial to mesenchymal transition; neuroblast delamination; neuroblast division in subventricular zone
Cellular component (GO): centrosome
Source: RefSeq, a predicted model, not a curated record
CUUCCUGCCCAGGCGAGGCGAGGCGGCCUCAGCCGCAGCAGGGGCGGGGAGAGGUGGGGAGCGAUGCUUGUGUGUGAGCAGCAGCAGCCGGGGCUGGCAGAGUGGCCUGGAGGCGGGCCAGGGCGCCAUGGAGGCAGGGGGCUCCCUAGGUUUGGAACAAAGACCUCACGGGCAGGUCCCCUGAGCCUGGGCCAGCAGGAUGGUGGUGGAGCCCGAGAGAGGCAGCAGGUAGGAUGGCCGGUACUGAGAGAAGCUGGCGGUGACUGAGGCGCCCGCAGUGGCAGCUCUGUCUCCUGAAGAUGAGGUGGCCCAGGUGAAGCCCAGGCUAGGUCCCAUGGCCAGCUCCAGGACGGAGGUGCGCUGGCCCGAGCUAGGCCUGGGGAGGGGGCCCCAGCGGCGGCGCUGGGCCUGGGCUGAAGAGGAAAAGGAUGCCGAGGGGAGCGGGGGAAAAGAGGGGGCCUUUCCCAAUGCCACCAGCCCCGAGCUCCUGGAAGACUUCCGGCUGGCCCAGCAGUGCCUUCAGCCGCUGGAGUGGGACCCGCGGGCUGCUGACAGCCAGGAUUCCGAAUCGGGAGAGUCUGCAGGAGAGGAGUUUGAAGCAGAGAAUGUGGACAGCCCAGAAAGUUCCAACUUGCCUCUCAACUGGCUCCCCGAGCAGGAUCCUCACCUGGCCAUGACUGAAGAGGAGCUGGAUGAAACCCUUGGAGGUCCUGAGGUGGAGGAAGCUGGAGACAGUUCUCCAAGAUUGGAGUAUGAGACUGGUCUCAGCUCAGGGGGCGAUGGAAACACCAGCCCCAGGGCUCUAGGAUGGGGUCAGGACACGGACUGGGUGCCCACUGACAAACAAGCCAGUGGAGACAAACUUCCAGAACAUUCUGAGGACAACCCAACUGUUGACCUCAGCUCUGCAAGGUCCUGGAGCAGUGGGACCGUGAGCCUCGACCACCCCAAUGACAGCCUUGAUUCUCCCUGGGAAGGAGAAACUGAUGUCCCCCAGCCCGCUGGCCUGGCAGAAACCUUACCGCAAAACUCCAGCCACCACCUCCUAAGCCCAAACACCAACACUGGAGGAAGUGUUGCUCUGGCAACCCCCACGGAAUUCCAAGACUCCUCGGUACCCCAGACCCAGAGCCUCCAGGGUCCAGCAGUUAAGUGGAAAGAAAGUACCAGCCUCUCCUACCCUCAAUUGGGGGACGAAGCCUGGAAACGGACACGGACAUCCCCUAAGACACUCCCUUCUCGAUUCACUGGCUCUGUCAGCCUCCUGAAUCCGCCUAGGUCAGGCCGGCAAGACAGGCUGCCGCCCAGGCAGCAAGCCACUCUGGCUGGCCCUUCAUCUUCUGAUGCCUCCAAGUAUGGGCGGGGGCAGCUGAACUACCCGCUCCCUGAUUUCUCCAAGGUUGGACCCCGAGUAAGGUUCCCCAAAAAUGAGAGCUACCACCCCCCCAAGGCCAGGAACCACAGCAGGCAGCCCCAGGGCCCUGCCAGGCCGCUGAUCUUCAAGUCUCCUGCUGAGAUCGUGCAGGAGGUUCUGCUGAGCAGCGGAGAAACCGGCCCGGCCAAGGACCCACCUGCUACACACCCCAUCACCAGGGUACCCCAAGAAUUUCAGACACCUGAGCAAGCCACCAAGCUGGUCCAUCAGCUCCAGGAGGACUACCGCAAGCUCCUCACCAAGUACGCCGAGGCUGAGAACACCAUUGACCAGCUGCGCCUUGGGGCCAAGGUGAACCUGUACUCGGACCCGCCCCAGCCCAGCCACAGCAUCCACACAGGGACGGUGCCCCAGGGGACCAAGGUCUUGUCCUUCACCAUCCCACAACCCCACUCUGUGCUGCGGUGGUCGGGCCCUGCCGAAGCCCCACAGACCCCUGGGGCCUCAGGGUGGCCGUCUGCUCAAGGAGACCUGAGUCCAUCCUCGUCUGCCCCAGCAAGGCUUCUGGAGAACCCAGGCAUCACCCAGGACCAGCCCUCAGCAGAGCAGGCCCAGGGGUUGGCCUCUCAGGCCCGCCGGUUCAUGUCCAAGGUGGAGUCCUUUGCAGGACUGAUACAGGAGGGACGGCUGACGGCCCAGGACCAACUCAAGGUGUUUCAGCGCCUGAAGGCUGCCCAUGCAGCCCUGGAAGAGGAGUACCUGAAGGCCUGCAGGGAGCAGCCGCUGGCCCAGCAGCUUGCCAGAUCCCAGGGGAUGCCUGGAAAAUUCGAUCCUGGCAGGGAGCUGGAGGAGGAGAUAUUCCAGCUGGGAAUUCGCCUGGAAGAGCUGAAGGACCACAUGGACCAGAACCAGCAGGAGCCUGGGCGAGCUGGGUCAGACUCCCCUCCCGACAGCCUCCCAGCCUCGCCCACCCCGCGCCAGCCAGCAGGCCUGCCUUCUCCUUCAGGACAAGCCCCCACUGCCGCCGUCCAGACCCUCUGCCCUCAGCCUGCCGCCGCCAGCAGCAUGGGCCCCUACGCCUCAACUGUGAACGUGGAGCUUAGCCCUGCGAGCAGUGAGGGGGACAGGCCCCUGGGCCUUUCGGCCCCACUCAGGCACGAGGAGCUGGAGUUGGAGCAGGGUCUCCAUGGCCUCCUGGAGCGGUAUCUCAGCACGACGUCCCUCCCAGAAGCCGUGAGCAUAGAGGACGGGGAGGAGGAGGAGGAGGAGGAGGAGGAUGGGCAAGGCCACAGAGUGGAAGUUGAUGGGCCAGCUCCAGCUCUAGGAAACUCCAAGGCCACCAGGAUCCCCAUAAGGCGGCUCCCAGCCCUGGGCAAACGACGUCACGGGGCUCCUGUCACGGAGACGGCGGAGCUGAUGGGGUCCGCGAAGCCUGCAGGCAUCCAUGCAUCCGCAGCCAGGAAUGGGUACCUCCAGGGCUCCGACAAAGCUGAGGCAGCUCCUCCAGGCCCAAGCAGGCCGCCUCACCCUCAGGGCACCAAGACCGUGGGAUCGCACCAGAGCAGUCUGACCAGCUUAGAGGGAAGCGGCAUCUCUGAGCACCUUCCACGGAAGUCUCUGCGCCAAGCUGGGGGGCUCCCUCCAGAGGAGCCCUGGAUGGCAUCCCCAGAGACAGACAGUGGCUUUGUGGGCUCAGAAACCAGCAGAGUGUCGCCCCUCACCCAAACACCAGAGCACCGGCUCUCCCACAUCAGCACCGCGGGAACGUUGGCCCAGCCUUUUGCUUCAUCUGAGCCUCGGGAUGCAGCCUCCCACCCCCAGACCGGGGCUCCUCCAGUCCCCAGAAGAGCCAUGGAACCCAGCACACCCAGGAGCCAAGCCCAAAGGCGACCCUCGGGCCGGACCAGUCCUCUGCGGCAGCGGGCACCGAGCCUCCGCGCGGAGCGGGCGCUGGUGGCCGAGAUGGCGGUCCCUGGCUCAGAGUUCGAGGGGCGAAAGCAGGUUUCCCAACAGCUACCCCGCAACGCGACAAUCAGCCCCCCGCCCACCCUGACCCCUGCGGCUGCCACUCUGUCCCCCGGACCCACAGAGAGCACCCGCACCUUCCUCCUCACCAGGACAGGGAGAGACCAGGCCAUCCGAGAGCUGCAGGAAGAGGUCUCCCGGCUCCGUCUGCGCCUGGAAGACAGCCUGCACCAGCCAGCCCAGGGCAGCCCGACGUGCCCUGUGUCCACCCUCGGCCGCCCCACCCGGGCCCGGGCCCGGCCCACAGAUGCCUCAGUUUCCUGGGGCUCCCACUAUGGCAGUAGAUCCACAGAGAGAUUGUCUGCUGAGCCCGCAGUGGGGGAGCGAGUGGAGCCUGCAGGAAGACGGCGAGCCAGGUCUUCCUCGGUGCCUCGGGAGGUGCCGCAGCUGUCCCUGAGUUCCGAAUCUGAGCCAACCUCCCCUCAGCGGUUCUCUGAAAAGAGCCAGGCCACCGAGGACAGCGCCCAAUCCACUCGGGACAGAAUGAAAGGAGCUGGUGGCACCAGGCGGCCAGACAGGGUCUCCUUCUGGGGCCAGUACACAGGACCUCCCCGAUCCUCCUCGGUUCUCCAAACAUGCCAAAGCGGACGGUCUGGUUUCUUCCCAGGCAAGGAGUACCAUGUUCUGACCCCCAAGACGGCCCCAAGACACAGUGGCUCAGUCUCCUGUCCCCAGUGCCGACCUGCCAGGACCCGGGAAUCAGCUGGCAGUGUCACCAGGGACCCACCAGGACUGUCCGCCACUGAUCCCCUGCAGUGCCCCCUGUGUGGUCGAGUCGGGCUGCCCCCAGCGACGGAUGGCCCAGACUCAGCCGCCUCAGGGCCAGACAAGGCAGCCAGCAGGAGAAACACACGCCCAGCCUCCAGCCCCACGCAGCGGAGCAAGCGUGCUGGGUCGCCGGCCCGGCCACCUCCAGGACUCUGGUAUCUGGCAGCUGCGCCCCCAGCACCUGCCCCUGCUGCCUUGGCCUACGUCUCCUCUGUUCCCGUCAUGCCUUUUCCAUCAGCCACUGUGUACUACGUGCCUCCAGGACCUACCUCCGCCUCCUCAGCCCACUCAGCCCCUGCUGACUGGCCCCCCUCGACCCCCUCCCGAGUGGCCGGGGGACAGCGACACUCCAUCCAGCUGGACCUGGAGGACCUGGAGGAGCUCAACACGGCGCUCGCAGAAGCCAUGCAGGCCGCCGAGGGCAUCCGCUCCACCACCAAGCACAUGAGCCGCUCCCUGUCUGCCGACCUGCGCCAGACCCGAAGCCUGCGGGGCUCCUGCCUCUUCUGACUUCCCCGGAGACCCAGAACUGGCUGGGGGGGGGGGGGCAGGCUGGCGGGCGGGCUGCUGCUGCCCCCCGGGCAGGGGGUCGGCUGGAGUCACUGCUGAAGGCCCCACAGGCCCCUCCUGAGAGGUGUCCUUCUAGCUCAGGCCUUGCCUGCUGGGUGUCUCCACUGUGCAAGGAGUGUUGGCCUGGUCGUCUGGAGAGGGAACUUACCAGGGCCCCAGCCACUGCAGGAAGAGCUGGGACCUCGGCUGCCUUCUGCCCAGAUGCGAUCUUUGGGGUCUCCUGGUCCUGCACCAUCCUCCUCUGGCUAAUUAUACGUAUUUCAUAUACAGACGGACAGAUUUGUUUUGAAACGGAGUUUUCCUGGUCUUUGGUUCAACCCACAAGGCCAGAUAAAAAGGGCUGGGGCCUCGG